Molecule: messenger RNA, 771 nt
Organism: Ilex paraguariensis (yerba mate)
Lineage: Eukaryota; Viridiplantae; Streptophyta; Magnoliopsida; Aquifoliales; Aquifoliaceae
Source: the annotation of a GenBank genome assembly
AUGAGCAGAAGCGGCAACAGGAAGAUGACGACCGAAAACGACGAGGUUUCAGAGCUGCUGCGAGCUGCGGAGGAUGAAAUGCUCCUCAAGCUCAGCGUCGAUUCCCACAUGUCGCGUGGUUCUUCGAGUCAUAUAAUCGACCCGGAUCUCGAUCGUCGCUUCCUUGCCCUCAAAUCCAAGCCAAAACCAUCGAAGAUCAAGCCAUCAACAAAUCCAUCAGCAGUUCCUCUACGAAACCCACCACCAGAAUUGCCGACAGGUUCGAUGAGAGAGAGUGGUGAUCAUGAGGAGACGAAGGUUGAUGAUGAUGAUCUGUUAGCUAGAUUUUCUGCUCUCAAGGGCUCGAUUCCUUCUUAUUUAUCAUCUUCUGUCGCUUUCAACGAUAGUCAGCGGCAAUCGAAAGGUGAGGAGAAGGAGGAGGAGAACAGUGAUACCGAUGAGGUUGAGAAGGUGAUUAAGUGGGCUAUUGAUGCUGCUCGACUUGAUCCUUCUCCUCCUUCCGAUAAUUCUGAUAAUGAUGAUAGCGACGAUGACGACGACGACGACGACGACGAUGACGAUGAUCGGGUGGUAGAUGGGAAAAAGAAGGCUACUCGUGAUUGGACUUGGGUCUCGUCCUCAACCAGAGAGAGAGUCGGCCAUGGCUGCCAAGAUAUUGCCAUGUUCUUGAAAAUCUUCUGCAAGGACAGGCUGCAGAACAAGCCUGUGGUGAAGGGAAACUCUGUAAAUUUCAAAAGAUUUUCCUCUGGAAGUGCCAAUUUGGACAGCUGA